AUGGCUGAUCAAUUGACAGAAGAACAAAUAGCUGAAUUCAAAGAAGCUUUUUCUCUUUUCGAUAAGGAUGGAGAUGGAACUAUUACUACGAAAGAAUUAGGCACUGUCAUGCGUAGUUUGGGGCAAAAUCCAACCGAAGCAGAAUUACAGGACAUGAUCAAUGAAGUAGAUGCUGAUGGUAAUGGUACGAUUGAUUUUCCCGAAUUUCUCACAAUGAUGGCACGUAAAAUGAAAGAUACUGAUAGUGAAGAAGAAAUUCGCGAAGCAUUCCGUGUAUUUGACAAAGAUGGUAAUGGAUUCAUAUCCGCCGCAGAAUUGCGUCAUGUGAUGACAAAUUUGGGUGAAAAAUUGACAGACGAAGAAGUUGAUGAGAUGAUUCGUGAAGCAGAUAUUGACGGAGAUGGUCAAGUCAACUACGAAGAGUUCGUAACCAUGAUGACAUCAAAAUAA
Adineta ricciae is the source of this 450-nucleotide messenger RNA. The record is from the annotation of a GenBank genome assembly. NCBI's taxonomy places the organism in Eukaryota, Metazoa, Rotifera, Eurotatoria, Adinetida, Adinetidae.